AUGUCCCUCUGUCGCGAACGUUCCCUCAAAGGCUCAGGUCAAGGGUCAGAUUUUUCUGGAGACCAUGCGCGCAGACACUCAACGAAACAGACGUUGCCAAGCUCGAGCGAUCUCGACCACCAAGGCGGCGGGAACACAUCGGGCCAAGCGAGUGGGUCCCGAGAUUCAGACUUUGACCAGGAGGAUGACUCCAGCCACCCCUCGGACAUGGAAUGGCGCACAGAUUCCGGCGAGUCGUACUCGGACUCAGAUUCAGACUCAGACUCUUCCUCUAAACGACAAUCGCCCCCGCCAUCUGACCCGGAGUCCAACUCGAAAACUCAGGUCAGCCCGUCUCCGGAGCCAGCGCCGACGCCCGUGGCACGGAAUCCGAUGGUCCCGCCCAAAGCCACCUAUGGAGGACUGGGUCGUCGAUGGCUGCCCGCCGCUGAGGCGUUCCGCGGGAAAUGGAGAGCCAGGAAUCGCGGCCGCGGAGCUCGCGGCUGGUACGGCCUGUCGUGCACCUACGACGACGACUUCAAGGUCGCGGGCAUCGAGCUGUACUUCAAGACCGUCGGCUCGGCGCCCUCUUUCCUUCAGCUGGAGAUUGAAAAGGUCACCAUUGACCUGACCGCCGCGGCGAAGGAGCCCAUACUGUUCCAGCGGGUCACCUACAACGGCAGUCUGGUCGUCGUCGUCGGUUCGGCCGAGGCGGCAGCCAGGCUGCUGCGAUUGCGGAACAUCGCCGGACAUAAGGUGGGCGUUAAAGUUUUCGCCGACGGCGGCAACAACGUCGGCAAGAUCACCAACGUGCCAAUAGCCCACUCGGAUGAGCAGCUGCAGGAGUGGUUCGUGUCCCAAGGCGUCAUUCACGCCCGCCGCCAGGUGGUCUACAAGCGCCAAGUUGAUGAACGCGUCGAACGCGUGCCCACUUUCAACGUGAUCCUCACCUUCAGGCCGGACAAAAGGAUGCCGACGACCGUGGUCCCGAAGCCCGAGGUGGCCAAGUUCCUCGGCGACCGGCCGUUCGUAGUGCGGCCCCAUUUCGAGCCGCCGGUGCAGUGCAUGUGCUGCCAGCGCUUCGGCCACAUGGCGCGCUACUGCCUGCGCACGCCCCGCUGCAAGGUCUGCUCGGGCCCGCACAGCUACAAGAAGUGCGACCGCAGGGGCGAGCCCCGCUGCGCCAACUGCCACGGCCCGCACGCGGCCACGUUCACGCGUUGCCCGCUGCGCCGCCUGGCGGCCGUCGAGAAGCGCUGGUCGUACGAAAGCAAGGACGGCGAAUGA
Messenger RNA from Dermacentor silvarum, 1266 nucleotides. RefSeq lists its product as uncharacterized. Bases 1 to 1266 code for a protein of 421 amino acids. The transcript has 3 exons. The record is from RefSeq and is a predicted model, not a curated record. NCBI's taxonomy places the organism in Eukaryota, Metazoa, Arthropoda, Arachnida, Ixodida, Ixodidae.